This is a messenger RNA of Rotaria socialis, 1206 nucleotides long. NCBI's taxonomy places the organism in Eukaryota, Metazoa, Rotifera, Eurotatoria, Philodinida, Philodinidae. The record is from the annotation of a GenBank genome assembly.
AUGCUUCGAUGCUCAAGAAAAUUUGCUCAUCGAAACUUCGUGAUAAUUAGUAUCGUUCUUACAUGUUUUAUUGUAUCAAGAGUUUUUCCGGGGCAAUCAUCCGUAACUGAGGAGCAAGCUAUUAUACAGCACAAGCAUCAUAUUUUCAAUGCAUCAGAUUCGUUGGUAAUAGUGAAUUUAAUUGAUCAAUUUCUUCAUAAAAACGAUCCAAACGAACGUGAUGAACUUUGGUCAUUAAUUGUACAGGACUGGUUAAACUCAUUUCAAAUGUACUCAGAAAGUGCUGAGAUUAUCUGUACAACAUCAUCAUUUGCAUCAUCGCUUGCUUUUAUUCACCAACAUCUAUAUGACUAUGCAGAAAAAUUACUUUCAAAAAAUAAAGAUCUUCAGAAACAUUUGAUUGGUUUUGGCGUUUUCUUUGACUAUGACGUGAAAGAAAUUCGUUCAAAAUCUCAUGAUAUUUUACGUAAUCUGUUUCUUUCAAUUUGUACCUAUUAUGAAUUGAUUGUAUUAAUCAUAAAAGUUCAACUUGCAUUAAUUGAAUUAAAUAUUAAUUAUUUCAUCGGAAAAAAUACAUUAUUAGGUUCUCUACGCCAUCAUGAUAUUAUACCAUGGUCUUCUAUUGUUGAAUUUAGUCUACCAUUGUAUAGUAAAACAAAAUUUAUAGAUAAUAUUAAUAAAAAAUAUGAACUUGUAUUACAAGAAGUCACUAAUGCAUAUAUUAAUCAGAAACAAAUUGGAUUGGUUUAUAAAGUUUCUAGCGGAUCAAAACCGUGGCCACAAAUUGAAAUUUAUUUUUAUGAAGAAAAUUCUACACAAAUAUAUGAUUCAUAUAUCAAUGGCAAUGAAUCAGCUGUGAAAAUCGGUUAUUUAAAAAAAGAGGACGUUUUUCCUAUUCAACUUCGUCCAUUUGGACCAUUACUUCUGCAUAGCAUUCGUAAUCCUCAAGCCAUGAUUUCUAUUCAAACAUUAAAUACUUGUGAAAGUUUUCCAUGGAAUCAUCAAUUAGAAAAGCAAACAGAUAAAAAUGAUCAUAUUCAAAUGUCAUGUGAACGAUUACAUAGAGUUUAUUCAUUUGUUGAAACAAGAGCUAGUUGGCGACGAGAUUAUUGUGAAGAAAAAAUUACAACUAAACGUUUACCAUAUAGAACUUUGAGUUACUUUAGAUACAAUUGUUCAGAGAAUACCCUCAAUCAAUUCCAAUAA